CCCGCGCCCGCUCCCCGCGGCUCUUCCCGGCUGCGGCGCCUCGGCCAUGGCGGAGCUGAGCGCCGAGCGGCUGCGGGCGCUGCCCGGCAGCUGGAGUUACGGGAUCAGCCAGGGCGGCCGCGUCUUCUUCAUCAACGAGGAGGCGAAGAGCACGACCUGGCUGCACCCGCUCACCGGAGAGGCCGUGAUCACCGGGCACCGCCGCAGCGCAGACUUACCCACAGGUUGGGAGGAAGCGUAUACUUUUGAAGGUGCAAGAUAUUAUGUAAACCAUAAUGAACGAAAAGUAACCUGCAAACAUCCAGUAACAGGACAGCCAUCGCAGGACAACUGUAUUUUUGUUGUGAAUGAACAGACUGCUGCAGCAAUGACAUCUGAAGAAAAGAAGGAGCGACCAGUAAGCAUGAUAUGUGAAGCAACUAACUAUAAUCUGACAUCAGAUUAUGCUGCUCAUCCAAUGAGCCCUGUGGGCAGAACAUCGCGAUCUUCAAAGAAGGUUCAUAAUUUCGGAAAGAGAUCGAACUCCAUAAAGAGAAAUCCUAAUGCACCAGUUGUCAGACGUGGCUGGCUCUACAAACAGGAUAGCACUGGAAUGAAGCUGUGGAAGAAGCGGUGGUUUGUGCUCUCUGACCUGUGUCUCUUCUAUUACAGAGAUGAGAAAGAAGAGGGAAUACUGGGUAGCAUACUUCUACCUAGCUUUCAGAUAUCUAUGCUGUCUGCUGAGGACCAUAUUAACCGCAAAUAUGCCUUUAAGGCAGCUCAUCCAAACAUGAGGACCUAUUAUUUCUGCACAGAUACAGGGAAGGAAAUGGAGCUGUGGAUGAAAGCCAUGAUAGAUGCAGCACUUGUGCAGACAGAGCCUGUGAAAAGAAUUGAGAAGCUAACCAUUGAAAAUACAUCACCUCGAGAGGCAAAUAAUAUUUCAAACCACCGGGUGCUAAUUAAGCCAGAGGCACAAAAUAACCAGAAAAACAAAGAAGUGAACAAAAACGAGGAGAAGAAAGCUUUGGAAGCCGAAAAGUACGGGUUCCAGAAAGUUGGGCAAGAUAAACCAUUAACAAAAAUUAACAGUGUGAAGCUAAAUCCUUUGGGAUCCGAGUACAGGACUUUGCCCAUAAGCACGAUCCAGGCUGGACACUUCAGACCAGUCCAUUUGAAUGGGUCUGAGAGUAAAGGUGGGGUUGUCCUGGCGGACGCUGCGGAUGGAGCUCAUCACAACGCGGUGCCGUCACACGUGGACUCUGAGCGGGUCAUGCAGAGAACCAACUCCAUGCUGCAGCUGGAACAGUGGAUUAAAAUACAGAGAGGAAAAGGACAAGAAGAGGAAACAAGAGGCGUAAUCUCUUACCAGACGUUGCCGAGGAACAUGCCGAGCCAUCGCCCUCAGGUCUUACCCCGGUACCCAGAGGGCUACAGAACACUGCCAAGGAACAGCAAGGCACGUCCAGAGAGCCUCUGCAGCGUGGCACCCUCGGCCUACGACAGAGCCAUGGGACCCGUCACCGCCGAGGAGAAGCGCAGGUCGAUGCGCGACGACACGAUGUGGCAGCUCUACGAGUGGCAGCAGCGCCAGUUCUACAACAAGCAGACAACUCUGACUAGGCACAGUACUAUAAGUAGCCCAAAAACUAUGAUUAACAUUUCUGAUCAGACCAUGCAUUCGAUUCCCACCUCGCCUUCUCACGGCUCCAUCGCUGGUUUCCAAGGGUAUUCCCCACAGCGGACCUACCGGUCGGAAGUGUCAUCGCCAGUGCAAAGGGGGGAUGUGACCAUCGAUCGCAGGCACAGGGCGCAUCAUACCAAGCAUGUCUUUGUACCCGACAGAAGGUCGAUGCCAGCAGCUCUGAGUUUACAGCCUGUUACUCCUCAGAGCCUCCAAGGCAAAACACCAGAGGAGCUCACGCUGCUGCUAAUAAAGCUGAGACGGCAGCAAGCGGAACUGAGUAGUAUCCGGGAACACACACUAGCACAGCUCAUGCAACUAAAACUUGAGGCCAGCAGCCCAAAGAAUGAGAUUCUUUCACAUCACCUUCAAAGGAAUGCUAUAUAUGUGGAUCACCAGAUGAAAGAGAAUGAACCUUUAAUCACCAUGGUUCACACUAUGAUUGAGAACUCGGCGCUAAGACCACAACUGUACCAGCAAUUAACACAAGAGGAGUGUAGGGGUACACUAUACAAAUAUAGAACUGAAGAGCUGGAUAUUGAUGCUAAGCUUAGCCGUUUAUGUGAACAGGAUAAAGUUGUGCAAGCACUGGAGGAGAAGCUUCAACAGCUGCACAAGGAGAAAUACACGCUUGAGCAAGCUUUGCUAUCAGCAAGCCAGGAGAUAGAAAUGAAUGCAGAUAAUCCCGCAGCCAUACAGAAUGUGGUCUUACAGAGAGAUGACUUGCAGAACGGACUCCUUAGCACUUGCCGAGAAGUAUCACGAGCUACUGCAGAACUGGAAAGAGCUUGGAGAGAAUAUGAUAAAUUGGAGUAUGAUGUAACUGUAACAAGGAACCAUAUGCAGGAGCAACUUGAUCGGCUCGGAGAAAUUCAGACUGAGUCAGCAGGGAUACAGCGUGCUCAGAUUCAGAAGGAACUGUGGAGAAUUCAGGAUGUCAUGGAGGGUUUACUUAAACAUAAACAGCAAAGAAACUCUUCAGAGGCAGGCAUCAUGGUUUCAAGGACGUUUUCAUCCAUUAAAUAUAAAAAUGAGGAAGAGGAAGUAGUCCCACCUCGUCCUCCACUCCCUCGGUCCUAUGACUUUACAGAGCAUCCUCCCAUAAUCCCCCCUCUGCCCAGUGAUAGCAGCUCCUUGCUCUGUUAUAGCAGGGGCCCAGUACAUCUGACAGAAGAAAAGAAGAUUUACCAAGUUCAAGGAUAUCAGAGAAAUGGAUCUUACUGUGGUCCUGAUUAUAGGCUUUAUAAGAGCGAGCCGGAGUUAACCACAGUAGCAGAAGUAGAUGAGUCUAAUGGUGAAGAAAAAACAGAACAAAUGUCAGAGUCAGAAUCUACUGCUAAAGGCUCACAUUUUCCUGUGGGAGUUGUACCACCCAGAACCAAGUCACCAACACCAGAGUCUUCAACAAUAGCAUCCUAUGUCACUUUGAGGAAGAACAAGAAGAUAGAUCUGAGAACGGAAAGACCAAGAAGUGCAGUGGAGCAGCUGUGUCUUGCAGAAAGCUCACGGCCUCGAAUGACUGUGGAGGAACAGAUGGAAAGAAUAAAGAGACACCAACAAGCCUGCCUGAGAGAAAAGAGGAAAGGACUCAAUAUUAUUGGCGUUUCAGACCAGUCUCCUUCACAGAGCUUGUCGUAUGUCCGAGAUAACCCAUUCAAACUGGCACAGAAUCGAAAAAAGGAUGAUCCUGUAUAUAGUAACAUGAAGGAAUUAGAGAGCACCAGUAGAGAAAAUAAUUUCAAACAAAAUAAUGGAAGUCCUGGAGAAGAAAUAGCGCAACUAAAACACGAUGGAGAACAAGAACAUAAUUCAGGUUUUACUAAAGAGCUGUCAAAAACUGAUGAUCUUUUAUCAGAUGCACAUGUUGCAUCUGACUCAAAAGAAGUGAGUAAUGAAGAGAAAGCAGAAAAGAAAAAUAAAUUGGAAGAAACACAUGAUGGUGAUAUAAGCUUGCAGAGUGUGACCACAGUUACAAACCACAAACCCAAAACCAGCUCAGAAGAAAGUGAAGUAGUUAGUGUUCAAGAUCAAGAAGGGAUUAUGUCUUCAUUUGAAUUAGCAGCACAGUCUUCAAAAGGAAAUCAGGCAACAGCAGCACUAACGACUUCUGUUGAAACAAUUCAUGCCUGAGAUGUAUGGACCUGACCUAUGAAAAUACAAGAAGAUAUUGUACAGUAUAUUUUAAAUCUAUGAAAUUCAUAGUUCUGAUGCUUUUGGCCACAGAGCAUCGUUUUAUCACUUCCUGGAAAAUGUUUAUUCCAAGAGAGCUUUAACUGGCCCACAUGUACACUCAACAACCUUCAGAUUGUUCUCCUGAUACCAGCUUGCUGCUAUGAUUUCUGUGCACAUAAAACAAAGGCUCUUUUUAAUGUGCAGCCUACAGUCAGAACUUUAUUUGCUAUUCUCCAGAAUUUAAUGUUCUUUUAAUUAUGGAUCAUAUAAGUUUACUUUUUUGCUUCUUUUAGAUGCAUAACUCGGUUAAUUUUACAUAUCACCACUAAAACUUGUUUUACACUUUUUAAACAUUACAAUUUAUUGUUUUAACAUUUUAUUUGUAAAAUUUUUAUAUAUAUAUACAUAUAGAUAUAUUUAAAAUGUGCCAUUUUUAUUAUUGCUUAGUAAAAUAUGUCCUGUUUCUGCUGUAAUUAUUUCUUGGUCAGGUUGCAAUGUCAGCAGUUACUGCCACACUUCUGUCGACAUAGACAUUAAUGUUAGUGGUUACUUUUGAAUAAAAUGGAGUGUAGGUAUUUUGAGGUACUGGGCUUUUCCUUCAUGGGGUUAGGGUGUGUACAGCAAUAAGCAGGUUUUCAAUCCAGUACUUAGAUUGUGUACAAAUGUAAUUAUGUUCAUUGUGUAUAUAUUAUACAAUGAGCACAUAUGAUGUAAGUAUAAGAAGCCACUUAUUAUUGUUCAAAUACGAAUGUUCAUAUCCCAUUUCUUUUAUAUCAUAUUAAAUAAAUGUUGAUGUUCUUAAGGACUGGUAUGGUUAGUGUUUCUUCCAGCAAACAGAUGUCACACUGUGUUCCACCUUUUGAUGUGGGGAAUGCAACAAUUCCUAUCUCACUGGCAACAUCACCUGUCAACCAGAGUAGCAGUGACAGACUCUUAAGAGAUCCCAGUCUUCCUCAACGGGAAAGAAUAAGGCUGCAACACAGAACAAAAAAGACAGCCUGAGACUGAGACACAAGACAUACAGGUUCAGCUCCUGACUCUCUCAGACUUGUAUUGUGAUAUUGGAAUAAUCACUUAGUCAUUCUGUGCCUCCAUUCCCUGCCUGUUUACAUGAGAGGUAACAGGGGUGUGGUGAGUAGUCAUUCAAUAUUUGAUAACGUUGAUUGCCAAGUUCAGUGGGGUUAAGGAGAGAAGUGUGAUGAUUCCUUGAGGCUUUGGCAUCUGCGAGGCAUCUUCCAGAAACUGAAAGAAAAUCUGGAAUGAUUUAUCUGGGGUUGUCACACUACAGAUGUUGCUACAGCUUCACCUUUCCACCUUGCACAGCUGUUUGAAUUUGCCCGAGACAAAAGAGGUUUAGAAAAGAAUGAUGAAAAAUGAAAAGAUUUAAAGGAAAGCUUUUGAAUGUAGGAAUUAAAGCUAAGGAAUCUUUCACAGGUUCAGGCAACUGCUCUGUGCUUUGGUGCACGUGUGUGCCAUAAGUGGUAAGGCAAGUUUCACAAGAAGACAACUGCCAGCUCCUGUUGUGCUUUUUUUAUCGUACAAAUCAUAUCCCGAUCAAGUUAAUAUUGCUGUUCUAGAGACUGUAUAAUUCAUUGUGCUUUUCCAUAGAGGAAUGCCUGAGAUUAAUACAUUGUUUGAAAUAACUCUAUCAUUGCCCCCCUCCCCAAGUAGGAGUUCGUGUUCCUGGGGCUCGUUGCUACGAAGGCACAGAGUACACUCUCUGGCUACCUGUUCUUCUGCCAUUUUCUUUGAAAAGUGCAAAAAUAGGAAUCAGAAUUUAGCAGCAAAGCUUGGAGAGUCACAGGGAAAGAGAUGGCUAAAGGAAAGAAAAUGAAUCAUGAUGCAGGCAGACAGCAUCCAUCUGAAAGUUUGACCAAAUAGCGAUUUUUUUUUUGGAACAGGAGCCCUAAAUUAGUGCAUUCUUCCUUCCAAAAAACAAAGUGAAGAAGAGGAAUGCGAUUUUUUUUUUUUUUUGCUCAACCAGCUGAGGUUUAAGUUCAGGGGUAUCGCUGGAACACCUGAAGCAAAGCACAUAGGACACACCCUGUUCUCUCCCUAACCCUUCUAGAGAGAGAGCUCUGUUUGCUGUCAAAUUUUGCAGUCUUUCUGUCCUUGCUGCCAAGAAUUGCAACCAAUAAAGGAAAGAAUGACUAAGUGAUUUUUGGACAUUUAUAAAUGUUGGCUGUGUUUAAAGCAUUAAAGGUUUGGUGUAUCUGCAAAGAAUGUGCAGUUUACAUUGAAGCCACAUGGAAGAAUUAGCAAGUUUUGCUGGUAUAAUUGUUGGCAAAAACAGCAAAGGUAAAUAAAUGAUGCAGGAAUGUAGUAAUGCUCAUAGACUACAAUUUCACUUCCUGUGGGCACUUUCAGCAAAGACUUGGAGUUUCAUUGGGUGCUUUAUUUUUUGUCUUACGGAAGUAAAAAAUAUGGCUUUGUGUUAUCACAGAGCAUCUACUGUUUCUUACCUCAUCAGAAUAACUCAUCCCAAUGAUCAUAUUCCUGAGAUAUAGAAAUAUCAGAAUACUGAUAUGGUCAGCUUUCAAACAUCUAUUUUAAGUUUGUAUCUAGGAUAUUUUUAUAUUUCUGACUGAUUGCUUUAUUGGCUAUUGCACUGACACUUGUAUAUAUGGAACGUGCUUUUUUUCAAAAGCAGGAGUCCUUAGGAAUAAUGCCACACAUUCUCUACAGAUGUUCAUGCUUUUCAGAACCAAUUACAUCUAUUUUUGUCUUUUGUUCACCAUUUGCAUUGUUCCAAGGCUACUAGAGAAUGUGAUUCUUUUAAGUCCCUUAAUAAAGUGACAUUACUCAAAAAGUUA
Messenger RNA from Myiozetetes cayanensis, 6648 nucleotides. It is a transcript of the gene PLEKHA5, whose product is annotated as pleckstrin homology domain containing A5. Gene Ontology annotation, cellular component: cytosol. Gene Ontology annotation, molecular function: phosphatidylinositol-5-phosphate binding; phosphatidylinositol-4-phosphate binding; phosphatidylinositol-3-phosphate binding. Lineage: Eukaryota; Metazoa; Chordata; Aves; Passeriformes; Tyrannidae. The coding region runs from base 47 to 3793 and encodes 1248 amino acids. The transcript is spliced from 29 exons. The record is from RefSeq and is a predicted model, not a curated record.